CAUUGAGAGAUGAUCCACUUUUGACACCUAAGUGAAGCUGCACAGCGGUGUACUCACUUGACUUGUGUACUGCACCUUGGUUUAUUUUGCAUUCGAACACUUUCCAUGCACUCUGAGGGCUAAAUUAUUCUCGGGGCUUGUUACAGAGGAAGCACCUGUGCUGCACACACACACUAUGCACACACACGCCGGAGGGUUUGAACACCUCCUAACUGGAGAGUGUGCAGCAGAGGCAGAGCUGUUACCUAGAUACAGCCGAGAGACGGAGCGACCCCUGCUGGAUACUGGAGCAUCAGUCAGUCCGGGGAACAGGAGGAGGAAAAGUCCGGCAGCAGCACACCGAGGAGCGGCGGAGGUUUUGGAGGCGGAGGAUGAGAAGGAACCGCGUCCUGACGCAGACUACCGCCGCUCUGCUCGCCUCGCUUCACCGGUAAUCCUGAGCGGAGAGAGGAGUCCUUUCUGGAGAAGACCGCGGAGAGGGAAAGUCUCAGCUCAGAGAACAGAUGGGCGGGAGCUGAGAACGCAGAAGGACAAAUCGUCAGGAAGAGCACAUCCAUGGCACUUCCCGGGGUGGAGAUGACGGCUGAGACGUGGGAGAACGGCAGCCUGGCCAGCCCUUCGCCCGGCCUCCCUCUGUUUCUGCUCAUGUUCAACGACAGCGAUCUGAAUGAGACGCUGUUCAACUCCACCAACUCCACCAUCCCAGAUGUCUCCUCAGGUCCCAGCGUGGCAGGGAUCCUCAUCCCACUCAUAUACAUCAUUGUGUGUAUCAUUGGCCUGGGCGGAAACACUUUGGUGAUUCACAUUGUGCUGCACUACUCCAAGAUAGAGUCAGUGACAAACAUCUACAUCCUGAAUUUGGCCAUCGCUGACGAGCUCUUCAUGCUCGGCCUGCCCUUCCUGGCCGUUCAGAACACCCUCCAGUCAUGGCCUUUUGGCUCCUUCAUGUGCCGCCUGGUCAUGGCCGUCGACUCCAUCAACCAGUUCACCAGCAUCUUCUGCCUGACGGUGAUGAGCAUCGACCGCUAUCUCGCCGUGGUCCACCCCAUUCGGUCCUCAAAGUGGCGGCGUCCUCAGGUAGCCAAAGUGGUGAACGGCACCGUGUGGGCGCUGUCAUUUCUUGUUGUUCUGCCGGUGGUCAUCUUUGCAAACAUACAGAAGGCAGGAGGCACCUGUAACAUUGCUUGGCCUCAGCCGGCAAACAUCUGGAGCGCUGCUUUCAUCAUUUACACCUCCACCGUUGGAUUCUUCUGCCCUCUUCUCAUCAUCUGCCUCUGCUAUCUGCUCAUUGUCUUCAAGAUCCGUAGUUCGGGUAAAAAAGUCCACGCCACCUCCACCAAGCGGAGGAAGUCGGAGCGCAAAGUGACACGCAUGGUUGUGAUAGUCGUUGCGGUGUUUGUCUUCUGCUGGCUACCUUUCUACGCCCUCAACAUCAUCAACCUGCUGGUGUCCCUCCCUGAAGAGUACCAAGGCCUUUACUACUUUGUCGUGGUGCUCGGCUAUGCUAACAGCUGCGCAAACCCCAUCGUCUACGGCUUCCUGUCAGACAACUUCAAGAGGGGUUUCCGGAAAGCCCUAUGCCGCUCCACGAGGAAGGUGGAGAACCACGAACCCAUGGAGCACCAGCAGCAGCAGGACGAGGGGAGGAGGGCGCUGAUGCCCAGGGAGAGCCUGAGACGAGCCAUCAGGGACGAAGAGGAUGAGGAUGAUGAAGACGUCUCAGAAAUGACUGAGGUCUAUAGAAUCGCUCAGAACGGAAACGGCAGCUUCCAGACGAAGAGCUCGCAGCCGCUGUUUGCAGAGAAAGGAGCGACGGAGCUGUCAUCUCCAGACAAGAGGGACAACGCUGGAGACUCGAAGGGGAAAGAUUUUGCCAACGGGUCCUCGCUAACUGUCCCACUGCUGCUCAAUGGAGCCAAAAGUGGGAGCAUCAAAACUCUGCCAGAGGACAACAUGGAACAGAGCACCUCGUUGGAGAUAAGUUAUUUAUAGUGUAAAAUAUCAGUAUUAUGACAUUGGAAGGUCUGCCUCUAAUCUAAUGUUUGCAAUGCAACAAACAAAGAAAAACUCAGACAGGCCUUAACAAUGACAUUGUUGAUUAACAGACUCAUGUCCAUGAGUGUAUAAUGUGUAUAUACAGAAUGUGUAUAUAUGCAUGUAUAAAUGAAUGUAAAAAUAUGUGCCUUUAUUUAAUUUUUUGUUUAUAUUUUAAACUUCUGUAUUCCAUAAUGUGACAAUCCCUUGCUCAGGUUUGGCUGUAUUUAUGCUUGAAGUCACCUUCUAUACGUCCUCUUGUCUGAACAUGAAACAGUCAGAUACCAGCUGACACGUAAGUAAAAUUACAAUUUUCCCAACAAAUUCUUGUUUUUCUCUCAAAAAUGGUCAAAGUUUUGUUUGUUUCAGACUGUAGCGCCACCUUCUGACAACACUAGGUAGCCUAGUUCAUUCACUCUAAACAAUAAAAGAAAACAGGAAUAUUCAUAUUUUCCUUUUUUAUACUUCUUCUGACAUUUUAAAAAAAAUUUCUAAUUUGUUUGAGAACUAUAUGGAAACACAACUGUUCGUGACUUGGCUUUAUGUUUGCCUGCAACUCCAUCUCCUUGAAAUUGUGUUUAUAUACUAGUCUGACAUAUUAUGCUGUCAGGAUAAUGUUCUGUGUUUUUCCAGAGAAGUUGUGGAGAGGUGAUCGGGGUGGAUGGUGGGUGAACAGUGCAAAACUUAGGCACCAUCCUGAGUCUCAGAACAGAAACACAUUGGUUAAGAUUGGUAAAAGAUUGCAGUCUCACCUAAUAAACAUGUCAUGAGUUUUGAUAAGGAUCUUUCCCUAACCUGGAUCAAGUGCUGCCAGCAUCUAUACGUAACAAAGGUGAAUUUAGAGAGUGGGUAUUACUUAAAGGUUUAACUGUUUGUUCAGAUACACUAAACUUGCUUGGUAAUGUGUUUUACUGGAAUGCUUUAUUGACGUUUAUGAAAAGUUGCUUUGGAUGUCUGUGCUCUAAAACUGAAAUUAACACAGAGAUUCAAUUUUGAAUUUGAAUAGAAUAUAGAAUAGAGCGCAGAAUAAGCAGAGAUACUGAAGAAUAUGUCACAGUGACAAUGCUGGACACAAACCUGCAUAAAACCAGAGGCUGCUGUCAGAAGGAGAAUGACUGUUGGUGGCUGCGCUAACAUGCCAAAGUAAAACAACACAUUUUUUGAACCAUGACAAGGUUGAUCUGAACAGCUGAAUAAUUUUACAUCGAGUUAGUCUCAGUUCUUUGUAUUCUUUCAGUAUCUUAUUUUAAAGUCCAAAUGCAUGCAGUUCAAGGCACUAUGGGUACAUGGCAGUUUUAAUAUUUACAUCCACGUUUCCCUCACUUGCAUCAUUUCCCUUCAUCUUAAGUCCUUCCAAUGAAGGCGUGUGCAGGAAAAGAUUCAAGGUCGCACAUUUUUAGAAAAACCAGACGUCCUGUCGUCUGAAGCAAUGUUGCUGUGCAACGUUUCUGAUGAUGACACCACCACAACGCUUAAAUAACCUUCACUGCUCAUCUGCUGAGUACAUAUAAAUCAUUUCUACUGCCAGUGACAUGGUUCCUUUUAUUUAAUGAUUUUUUCUGCCUGCAUUCAUAUUAUGUCUGUACAUAUGUUAAUAGUUUAGGAUUGUAAUGAAAAUGAUUUUAAGCCCUAAACUGUAUAAAUAUCUCCUCCUCUGUCUGAUAUAUAAUUAUUAUGAUGACUGAUUUAUGUGAGCAGUCUGAUCAGCUACAGCACCCAAACAAGAACAGAUGAAAAUGGUCGUGUGCCCAUUGACUGCAUGUUAAAUAGUGAAUGCCUUAAAGUCUCUUCAGUCACCCCUUCUUCACUCUGAACCUGUUAGUGCUUCUUAAGUCAGGUCAAAUGUGUCAUUGUUAGCAGUAGUCUGUUGACUUAAAACUAGCAUAAAAAUCUGGCCACUACAAGAAAUGAUCUAGUCCCUACAGUAAUAAAAGAAAAGUUUUAGAUUUAAGCCGGUGUAGCUUUGUUUAGGCUGUGAAUGAUGAGAAAUUUAAGAUAAAGAUGCUUUAAGUUGGAUUAUGGCAAAUCCACUAGACAGAAAGAGAUGAAAUACCUCAUGAAAAUGGUGCUUGACAAGAUUAUUUAACUUUAACUUGGAAAAAAUAAAAGAUUGAGGGCCCUUUCACAUCUAACACAUUUGAUACAGAUUUUCUGACAUUUCAUUUUGAUCUAAAACAAAAGUACAGGUGUAAAACCUCUCCUCGACCAAACUUGUUUCUAGAAAUGUUCUGAUCAGGGGCUGUCAGUGAAAUUUUUAACUGAUUGGUACUGGACUUAACCUCAGCCUUACUCCUUGGUCAUGUUGGUUUCAUUGGUUCACAUUUUUCACUUUCUGCACACUCACUAAAUUUACUCUAACACUCACUAAGGUUCCUGUUCAGAGAGAAAUCUUUGGAUUUAUUGGGUUUCUUGCAUGGUUUUGUAGAAUCAAAAGGGUUAGGGUUACUUACUUUUUAAGCUUUUUAAUAAGUCAGGCGAAUUUGAAAGGAUCUUAAUCUUAUAACCUAAUAUUUAAACCUGUUUGUAAAUUAAUCAUAUUUCUCUAUUGGAAAGAAGAUCUGUUGUUUUAAAUGUGUCAUAUAAAUAACGGUGGCUUCACUUUUUUAGCAUCUUUUUUAAUAUAUUGUCUGUCUGCUGCAUUUCUAUGACUCAGACUGAUUAUAUUGAGAUUUUAAAAUAUUGUUUCCAUGAAAACUUGUUGUUUUGUUGCAGCAGAACUUCUCAAAGACAAGAUUGUGUGACUUCACAUUUUCUCACUAAAUAUAUGCAGAUAUUGUAGGUGUAUUAACUGAUGUGAGUGUUCUUUAAAUGUGAUCUAUGUUGCAGCUAAAAUUGUGACCUUUGUGAAGGAGUUGAUUUGUCGCUGUAGUUGGGGGGGGGGAGCUCUGUAACACUGAAUGUGAUAACGCUGGGAGUUGCCGUGCUCUUGAUGACAUUGGAUGAUAAACUGGCUCAUGCCGCCUGAUGUUUGCUGUUUAGGAUGGAUCCAGAAAGACACGUGGAAAGGCAACGAUGUUGUUUCGAACAUUUCUUUUUUAAGGUUUGCGAAAACAAAACAGAUUUUUUUUAAGCAAAAUACAAUAGCUGAUUUGAAAGAUUUGCCUGUUACAUCCUCUGUGACCUGUAAGUUAAUCAUUUACUGUUUCGUUAUCAGCUUGUAUGUGGGGUACUGCACACAGGCGCUCAACUGUUUCAGGAAUGUAAGUUAUCGUGUAAAACAAACUGUAAAUUACACACAGUUCAAGUCACACUGUCGUUGUGCUUUUGUGCAGAUGACGGAUGAGACUAAUAUUGUUACAGACAGAAGUUCUCUUUCUUUAUUAUACAUAAUCAUUGUCUAUAUGCAAUAAACAUGUUUGAAUGUUGGAAAAAAAAAACCACAAAAAAGUACCUAUGUCACACACUGGUCAGACACAACAUUAAAACUGCUGAAAGGUGAA
Molecule: messenger RNA, 5474 nt
Organism: Acanthochromis polyacanthus (spiny chromis)
Lineage: Eukaryota; Metazoa; Chordata; Actinopteri; Pomacentridae
Gene: sstr3a
Product: somatostatin receptor 3
Exons: 2
Coding region: 556-1992 (478 amino acids)
Biological process (GO): neuropeptide signaling pathway
Cellular component (GO): membrane; neuron projection
Molecular function (GO): somatostatin receptor activity; neuropeptide binding
Source: RefSeq, a predicted model, not a curated record